Exaiptasia diaphana is the source of this 5876-nucleotide messenger RNA. RefSeq lists its product as uncharacterized. Gene Ontology annotation, molecular function: protein binding. The transcript has 7 exons. The coding region runs from base 84 to 5876 and encodes 1930 amino acids. The record is from RefSeq and is a predicted model, not a curated record. Lineage: Eukaryota; Metazoa; Cnidaria; Anthozoa; Actiniaria; Aiptasiidae.
GUCGGGGGAAGAUGACAGUUGUCAUACGAAGUAAAGCAUCGUUAAUUUAAAAGCAUGGAGUGGGACCCAGGGUAGGCACAAAAAUGGCAGACUGCAGAGCCACGUUGCUGAUGCAGAAACGUUUCGAGGAGGAAGGUUAUCAAAUUGUCUAUGAUCCUCCCGAACAACUUUGCGACGAUAGUCUUUUUGCGUCAGUGGGACAUCUGAUUGGCAGAGAUGUAGAAGCUGUCAAAAGGGAUGUUUUUGGCUACCUAAACAAUAACAUGCACGGUGUCGAUGGUCAUGAACAACAAGGUCUCGACAAUCAAAACAACAUUGGUGGAGAGGUCCUCCAUUCAGUUCUUCCAAAGAAUAUUCUAAAUGAAUCAAUUGUCAAAAGCCUUGCAAAUAUUAUGCAACGCACUUUAGUAAUUGUCACUGUAGAUGAAAAGGAUAAACGUAAAUCUAUCAAAAAGUAUGAGCCGAAUGAGACGACCAGCAAUCGAUCCUUGUAUAUUGGGCGUUAUGGCAGCCACUACUUAGCUUUAAAACCAACAAUGGUAAAUAAUAUACCUUCCGAAAGAGUCUGUAAUGAAAGGCAAGAGAAAUGCAGUUUUUCCACUCCUGAUUCAGUUCGAUUGUCUGAAAGUGCAAGAGUAAAAGCAAAUCAUCUUAUUGUUCAAUGUAGAGGUUACAUUCAGCUAAAGAAGCAUACUGCUGCUAUUAAGAAGGGAAAGGAAUGCAUUGAAAUUGCAGAUCAACUGAAUCAACCCGAUCAAGACCUAAUUAAGAUGGAAGCAGCUCGAGAAGUGUGGCGUGCAUACGAAAUACUCCAUCAAGAUGACAAUGCUAUCAUUUAUCAAGCUAUGUACGAUGACUUUGCUCAGCAGUACGCAAACAGUCUGUCUGAAGACGAUCAAGACAAUAAGGAUUGGAGUCAAUCAACAAACCAACAGUUAAAUAAUCUGACCAAUCACCUUAUUGGAUCGUUUAUGAUCGAAAAAAUGAAAGCUUGUGAAUGUGCCAAAAAGGGAAACUAUCAAGCUGCUAUUCUACAUAAUGCACGGGCAGCUGAAUACAUAAAGGGUGAAAACAAGCAACUGCUCAUGAAAACCUUCAGAGAUUUGAUUGAUUUACAUGGUGCUUUAAGUCAAUACCACAAAGCAAUACAGUAUGCAGAAAAAAUCAUAGAAGUAGCCAGGGACAGUGAUGACAAGAAAUGGGAAUCCAUUGGAUAUCUCAUGAAAGGCCAAAUACAUUGCUGUUUAGGUGAUUACGAAUAUAAUUCUUUGUUGGCUCUGAAAGCAGCCUUGAGAAUAUCAAGGGAAAACAACGACAACGAAAUGGCCGACUUGGUAUCUUUUGUGCUUAAAAAAGAAAAAGGCUUUCACUUUUACAACAGGAAUAACAAAAAAGCUACAAUGAUGAUUGUACAUCCUGAAAAAGCAGUUGAGAAUAAAUUCACAACCUUAGAGACUUUAAGAUAUUGGUAUAAUUUUCACAGUGCGUUACAUCAACACACAAAAGCAAUGCAUUAUGCAGUAAACAUCAUAGAAGUAGCCAAAGGCAGUAACGACAAGAAAUGGGAAUCCACUGGCCGUAUGAUGAUGGCCCACAAUUAUAGCUGUUUCUGCGUAGGUGACUACAAUUCUUCUUUGUUAGCUUUUGACGAGGCUUUAAGAAACUGCAAUGAAACCUAUGAUAUCAAAGGAGCCAACAUUGCAUCUCUUUUGAUUGAAAAAGUAAGAGAGUUGAACAAGCUCAAACAAGCGUCUAAUUUGCAUAGAGAACAUUUCGAAGCAAUACAAUACGCAGAAACAACCAUAGAAGUAGCCAUAAACAGGAACGACAAAAAAUUGGAAUUCACUGGCUAUAUGAUGAAGGGUCAAGUUCAUUGUUGUUUAUUAUGUGAUUACGAUUCUUCCUUGUUAGCUUUUACAGAGGCUUUGAGAAUCUUAGAGGAAACCAAUGACAACGAAGGCGCCAACCAUGCAACAUUUUGGAUUGAAAGAGUAAGAGCCUUGAAGUUUGUCUUGAAGAACGACAAACAAGCUGCCAUUAUACAUUUCAAAGAAGCAGUUGGAUUUUUUAGAGGAGAUGAUAAAUCCCUACUCCUGGAGACUUUACAUGAUUUGUUUCGUUUGCAUUACGCAUUACAUCAACAUCCAGAAGCAAUACAGUACGCAGAACAAAUCAUUGAAGUAGCCAAAAACAGUAAUGACAAGAAAUGGGGAUCCAUAGGGUAUAUGAGGAAGGGUCAAGAUUAUAGCUGUUUUUGUGUGCGUGAUUACGAUUCUUCCUUCUUGGCAUUUACCGAGGCUUUGAGAAUCUUAGAGGAAACCAAUGACAACGAAGGCGCCAACCAUGCAACAUUUUGGAUUGAAAGAGUAAGAGCCUUGAAGUUUGUCUUGAAGAACGACAAACAAGCUGCCAUUAUACAUUUCAAAGAAGCAGUUGGAUUUUUUAGAGGAGAUGAUAAAUCCCUACUCCUGGAGACUCUACACGAUUUGGUUAAUUUGCAUUGCGCAUUACACCAACAUCCAGAAGCAAUACAGUACGCAGAACAAAUCAUAGAAGUAGCCAAAAACAGUAAUGACAAGAAAUGGGAAUCCAUAGGGUAUAUGAGGAAGGGUCAAGAUUAUAGCUGUUUUUGUGUGCGUGAUUACGAUUCUUCCUUCUUGGCAUUUACCGAGGCUUUGAGAAUCUUAGAGGAAACCAAUGACAACGAAGGCGCCAACCAUGCAACAUUUUGGAUUGAAAGAGUAAGAGCCUUGAAGUUUGUCUUGAAGAACGACAAACAAGCUGCCAUUAUACAUUUCAAAGAAGCAGUUGGAUUUUUUAGAGGAGAUGAUAAAUCCCUACUCCUGGAGACUCUACACGAUUUGGUUAAUUUGCAUUGCGCAUUACACCAACAUCCAGAAGCAAUACAGUACGCAGAACAAAUCAUAGAAGUAGCCAAAAACAGCAAUGACAAGAAAUGGGAAUCCGAUGGCUAUUUGAUGAAAGGUCAAGAUUAUAGCUGUUUUUGUGUACGUGAUUACGAUUCUUCCUUGUUAGCUUUUACUGGGGCUUUAAGAAUCUUCAAAGAAAGCAAUGAUAGCAAAGGCGCUAACGAUGCAUCCUUUUGGAUUGAAAGAGUAAGAGCUUUGAAUGUUGUUUUGAAGAACGACAAACAAGCUGUCAUUUCACACACUGAGAAAGCUCUUAAAACUGUUGGAGAUAAAUAUCUUCUUAUGGAGUUUUUAUAUGAAUUCGUUGCUUUGCAUCUUCAAAUAUAUCAGCACCCCGAAGUGUAUGUAAUAGAAUAUGCGAAAAAACUCAUAGAAGAAGCUAAAGUAAUUCAAGACAAGAAAUGGGAAUGCCGUGGGUAUUUUAUGAAAUCUAAUGUUUAUAGUAGGUUAUGUGAGCACGAUUCCUCCUUGUUGGCUUUGAAAGAAGCUUCAAGAAUAGCUAAGGAAAACAAUGACAUUGAAACCAUAAACACUGCAUCUUUUAGAAUUGAAAAGAUCAACGCUUUGCAGUGUGCUGUGAACGAAGACAUUGAAUCUGCCAUUAUGCAUAGCGAAAGAGCAGUUGAAUAUUCACAAGACCAGGGGAAGUCAAGCCUAAUAGACCCUUUCCGCGAAUUGAUUUUUUCUUAUAAGUACACAGAAGCACUACAACUUGCAGAAAGUAUCCUGAGAUUAGCCAGAGAUGAUAUCAAUUAUGAACGUUGGGAAUUUAAUGGCUACCUAUUAAAGGGUAUCGUUCUCAUAAAUUUAGGUGAUCAUGUUUCAGCAUUAUCAGCACUAGAUGAAGCUCUACGAAUUUCCAAAAAAUGCAAUGCCUUGGAAUCUGAUUUGGGUGAGGUCUACCUGCAUCAAGCAGUUAGUAACUUUUCUUUGGGAGAUUUUGAGACAGCCAAAAAAUGUUUUGGUAGCUAUUUUGGCAGUUCACAUCAGGACAUCAGGACGUUUAUUGAAGAAAUUAUGGAAACGACUCAAUUUACACUUGAUGAUGAAUUCGAUCACAAUAUUACCGAACAAUUUAUUACGGAAUUUGAACGAACAUUUAACACUUUGCAUAUUGAAAUGAUUGCAAGGUUCAAGGUUUAUCAUAAUUGCUUGAUUGAAAUUUGUCAAAAGCAACCUCUUUUAUCAACUCUGAUAUUUUUUAAUACAUUAAACUUCCUCACCAAACUUGAAAACCAUUUUGGGGAGAUUUUUUUUAAAAAUACUUGGAAACCGGCAAUGCAACUAUGUUUUCAACUGCCUGGCAUUAUGAGUUUAAAACAAGCAGCUGAUAUAACUACUCGGAUUCUUCAAGACCAAAAGCAAGAACUGCUAUCACCUCAACAGAGUGCUGCACUGUCUUCUGUAUCGUUUAUCGUGAACUAUUUGGAUGGCAAAUUUGAAAUGUGCGAAAAAAUACAAAAAUUGUCACUUGAGAUUCUUGAAAAUGCAGUAAGCAGAAUAGCAGUCGAAGACCACAAGAUAACACUCUGUGAACAGUAUGUCAUUAUGUACAAGUUAUUGUUCAAAGUACUCGUGAAAAUGGAACGCGAAAAGGAGGCUUUAUGGGUAGCCGAACGCUGCCGUGCAAAAGAGCUGAAAUUUCGCCUUCUCCAUCGAGAAAUCGAAGAGAGAGAUAUCAACUAUUCUCACAUCGAAUCUUACAUGUUGGACAUGAAAUGUGCGAUUAUAUUCUACAUCUGGUGUUUUGAAGAUUUGUUUAUUUAUUCAAUACAAAAAGGGAAAGAUGACCAAGGCAAAGAUACAGCAGUCGUAAAAAUGUUCUCUCAAAAGAAUUGUAAAACACAAUUGGAUUCACUGAUCAGAAGAGUUUGGAGUCAAAUAAGCGGAUGUUCAAUGCAGCAACAACCAUCUAUAUCAAGAACUGCCGUCAACGAGGAUGACGAACACUCCAUGGUGAGGGCUGGCCCACCAUCAGAAAAUGACUGUCACAAUUUCCAAAAUACCGAUCCUGGGGAGGAUUCUGUAGAAAAUCCAUAUGGAGAACUCUACGAGCUACUGAUUCAACCAGUGGGCGAUAUAGCAGCAGACAAGCUAGUCAUCAUUCCCGAGGGUUCAUUGUACUUGUUGCCCUUUCAAGCUCUCCAAAACUCAACAACAAAGCGCUAUCUUUCCCAGGAUAAAAAGCUAAGGUUUUCUCCAUCUAUGACAACUUUACUGUCCCACCAGUCUUUCCCUAAAGACUACUACGCUCGUUCCGGUUCCCUAAUCAUCGGGAAUCCGAAUGUCGAUCAGAUUGAAGGCAUGGAGCCCUUGCCAGGAGCUCAGAAGGAAGCAGAAGCAAUUGCCCGCAUCAUUGAUGGUGUUAUGCCAUUAAUUGGUCCAAGAGCAACCAAGUCAGCUGUCCUGGAAAGGCUUUUUGAAGUCUGUAUUGCUCAUUUUGCAUGCCACAUCAAACUCAACCCAUCUGCCAUCGUCCUUUCUCCUGAAGGAUCGCCUCAACAUGGUGAUGAUGAUGACUCCUAUUUGAUAAAGCCGGAGGAUAUAAUGGAAAAAGACAUACAUGCUCGCUUAGUGGUGUUAAGUGGGUGUGAUGGCGCACGAGGCAAGAUCUGUGCCGAAGGAGUGGUCGGCAUUGCUCGUGCAUUCCUAGCUGCAGGAGCUUCAGCGGUGUUGGUUUCCCUGUGGAGGGUUGGUGACUUCAGCACGUAUGAGUUCAUGACGAUCUUUUACACCAACUUCUUGGACUGGGAUGUAAGGAGAAGCGCUAGUGAGAGCCUUCACCUCACAAUCAAUUACAUGAGAGCAAAGUACCCACACGAACCAAUGAAAUGGAGCGGUUUUUACCUCAUGGGUGACGAUGUCACAAUUGACCGAGAAAGCCUUUCUGUGCUAAGAGAGCCACCAGUCUCUCGUAGACGUGAGCCAUGUGAGUGCGACGAAUAG